Molecule: messenger RNA, 1254 nt
Organism: Pediculus humanus corporis (human body louse)
Lineage: Eukaryota; Metazoa; Arthropoda; Insecta; Psocodea; Pediculidae
Exons: 2
Coding region: 1-1254 (417 amino acids)
Source: RefSeq, a predicted model, not a curated record
AUGAAAGAACAAGAGCUAUUAAAAUGGUUUCAGAAUGAUGUGAUUCCAUCUAUACUCUCUUAUUUUCAUUCCACAAAAAAAUAUAUAUCACCACAAUGUGAGUCCUGCCAUUUUGAAAAUAUUCAACAAGGAAUUGAUAAUUUUGCAUCGAAUCCAUUUUUCGGAGAAAUCACUAUAAAAAAUUCAAUAGGCUCAUUUCCCAUUUCAUUUUUCAUUAAAUUUCAAAACCAGGAUCCAAUCAUCAGAGAAAAAAUGAAAACCGUCGUACAAUUUCAAAAUGAAGUUACAUUUUAUACAAUAGUGAAAUCAAAUUUCAUUCAAUUUCUUACCGAACAAGAUAUAAAUACUGAUUUUAUAAAUAAUAUUAUUCCAGAAUGUUAUUAUGCUUCUAUCGCCAAAAAUAAACCCGAAGAAUCUAUAAUUGUUUUACAAGAUUUAAGAAAAUUAGAAUUUAAAACGGCUGAAAAUAAAGUGGAAUUAGAUUUAAAUCAUUGUUUGAUUGCCUUAGAGCAAUUGGCAAAAUUCCACGCCAUAUCUUUUGCCAUGAAAUAUCUAAAUUGGCAAAAUUUUGACAAGUUAAAAACCUCAUUUGAGCAUGUUUGGUUUUCGGAUGACAUGGAAACAAGAGUUCAAUGCCAAGAAUUUAAAGGAUAUUGUGCUUUAAGAGGUAUCAACUACUUGCUGUCACAAAAAGAAAGUUUAAUUCCUAAGGAUUAUUUAGAAAAUUUUAAAAAAAAAUUUGAAAGAGUUUUUGAUCUUAUGAAAGAUGCAGUUUCACCCAAAGAACCGAUGGCUGUUAUCUGUCAUGGUGAUUUCAACAGAAAUAAUAUUGUCUUUAAAUAUUCAGAAGGAAAACCUACACAAGCUAUGCUUAUAGAUUUCCAAACAUAUUUGUACAGUUCUCCUUGUUUAGAUGUUAGUUUUUUUAUUUACAUGAAUACAACUCAGGAACUUCGAUCUUUACAUUUUGAUAAAAUUUUUAAACAUUAUUAUAUGAAUUUGAUAAAAGCAAUUUCCACAUUAACUCACGCUGAAGAACAAAAGAUUAUUAAUUGGAUUCCAUUUUGUUUAUUUGAAAAAGAAUUUGAAAGAACAUCAUUAAAUGCAUAUGUGACCAUAUCAUUUUUUAUGCCAAUUAUGAUGGCUCCAGUUUCGAAUUCUUUAGACGACAUUUUAAAAAGUAAAACUUUUAAGGAAAUGGCUGAAGAAAAUUAUAAUCAAGGCGGUGAUGUUGGUUUUAUAAUGGUGAAGUGA